Messenger RNA from Penicillium diatomitis, 198 nucleotides. RefSeq lists its product as uncharacterized. Lineage: Eukaryota; Fungi; Ascomycota; Eurotiomycetes; Eurotiales; Aspergillaceae. The transcript has a single exon. Bases 1 to 198 code for a protein of 65 amino acids. The record is from RefSeq and is a predicted model, not a curated record.
AUGGGUCGCAGUCCACAAAAUGGCCACCAAGAGCCCAACCGCCGUUCCGCAGCCAUGACCGCCCCAAGGUCACGUGUAAGAAACAACAACCGAAACCAUGGCGUCUCCGCUGCCAGUGAACGUACCCCCGCGGGGCUAAGCCAUCGUAAGACGGGACAGGCCGUGCAGUGGACGCUGUCCGAUGAUAAAGAGCGUUAG